AUCCUAUACCUGAGCCAACAGAAGAUGCGUUUCCCGAUCCUCGCCCUUCUCCCUGUAGCUCUCGCCGUUCCGACUGCUUUGGUCGAACGUGCUGAAAAGCCAGUAUACUGGUUGCUUGCAGGUGAUUCAACCACUGCUGCAGGUGGUGGCUGGGGCGAUGCUUUCCUUUCUACUACCGUUGCGCCCGGUUCAUCCGGUCGCAAUUGGGCCAAAGGCGGCGCCACCACAAAAUCCUUCCGCGAUGGCGGGUACUGGGCAAGCGUCUUGAAAGGCAUUGCGCAAUUCAAAGCCGACAACCGUGUUUAUGUGACGAUUCAGUUUGGCCACAACGACCAGAAAGAAAACUCGGGUGUGAGCAUCACGCAAUACGCAACCAAUCUGGGUGUCAUGGCCGAUGAAGUCGUAAAAGCCGGAGCGAUCCCAAUUCUCGUCACCCCUUUGACACGCAGGACUUUCAGCGGCGGCAAGGUCACAGAGAACCUCUCAAAUGAGACGAAGAAGACUCAGGAAGUGGCGAAGGGCCGUUCGCUACACACCAUCGACCUCAACAAAGCCAGCACCGCGUACGUAAACGCAAUCGGAUCAGCUGCAGCUGACAAGUACAAUCUCGCAUCUGGCGAUCGUACGCAUGUCAACGAGCAUGGAGGUGUUGUUUUUGCAAGGAUUGUGAGCGAUCUGUUGGUAGCUGCGUACCCAACGGAGUUCAAGGACGUCACGGUUGCGAAUGCGACGUUGAGCGCAGCUAUCAAGGCCGGAAAGCCAGCAUGAAAGUGGGGAUUAUAUCGAGAAUAACGCAUUCCUCAAGUUCGGA
This is a messenger RNA of Parastagonospora nodorum SN15, 811 nucleotides long. RefSeq lists its product as hypothetical. The coding region runs from base 25 to 768 and encodes 247 amino acids. Gene Ontology annotation, molecular function: hydrolase activity. The record is from RefSeq and is a predicted model, not a curated record. The transcript is spliced from 2 exons. NCBI's taxonomy places the organism in Eukaryota, Fungi, Ascomycota, Dothideomycetes, Pleosporales, Phaeosphaeriaceae.